Molecule: messenger RNA, 1779 nt
Organism: Rhinocladiella mackenziei CBS 650.93
Lineage: Eukaryota; Fungi; Ascomycota; Eurotiomycetes; Chaetothyriales; Herpotrichiellaceae
Product: dihydroxyacetone kinase
Exons: 2
Coding region: 1-1779 (592 amino acids)
Biological process (GO): glycerol catabolic process
Cellular component (GO): cytosol
Molecular function (GO): glycerone kinase activity; ATP binding
Source: RefSeq, a predicted model, not a curated record
AUGCAGACCAAACACUUUAUCAACGAUCCCACACACUUGGUCCAGACUGCUCUCCAUUCUCUCACCUUGACGAAUCCCUCUGUCGCCUUCGACCCCGAGAACAAGAUUAUCUAUCGACGACCGUCAAAAGAGCUCACAGAAAAUCCUAAAGUCUCUAUCAUUUCGGGCGGAGGCUCUGGCCAUGAGCCUGCUUUUGCUGGUUUCGUGGGACAAGGUUUCCUUACCGCCGCCUGUGCUGGUACUAUUUUUGCCAGUCCAUCCACGCAGCAGGUAGCGCGUGCUGCCCUCACGAGAGUUCCUACGGAGAAAGGAGUGGCGAUCAUCACCUUCAACUAUACCGGAGAUGUGUUGAAUUUCGGAUUGGCUGCCGAGAAGGCGAAGGCUCAGGGUGUAAAAACGGAGUUCUUUGCAAUUGGCGACGACGUGGGAGUGGGGCGAGCGAAGGGAGGAAAAGUAGGAAGACGAGGGAUUGGCGGGUCUAUUUUGGUGCUCAAGAUUGUCUGCGCUCUUGCAGAGGCUGGUGGAAGUUUGUCAGAAGUCUACAAUCUCGCGAAGCAAGUUGCGGGCAAUACUGUUUCGGUCGGAGCGUCGAUGGAACACGUCCAUGUACCCGGACGUGCGAUUCCUGAUUCUAAUUCUGACGAAAUCCCGACCGAGGAGAUCGAGAUUGGCAUGGGUAUUCAUAACGAACCGGGUAGUCACCGCGUGUCUGCCACUCUGCCCGAACUCAUCAAGAUUAUGUUGACCCAGAUGAUCGAUCCUAACGACGAGGACAGACAUUUCUGUGAUAUUACAAAGAAGGACCAAGUUGUACUGUUGAUUAAUAACCUCGGCGGCGUCAGCAACCUAGAGAUUGGAGGUAUUGUGGCUGAAGUCCACAAACAACUCAAAGAAGACUGGGGAAUUGUUCCCGUUCGGGUCAUCGCAGGUGCCUUCAUUACCUCGCUGAAUGGUCUAGGCUUCUCUGCGUCUCUCCUCAAGCUUGAGGACACUGGCCUCGGCCCUGGAAAGUCAAUGCUUGAGCUUCUCGACGCGCCAGCUGAAGCCUUUGGAUGGGGGGCCGCCAUAAAAACGUCAACUUGGGACGCUGACAAUACUGCCAUCAUGGAUCGACAAGCAGAGAUUACACUCGAGACGAAGCCUUCUCAUUUGACCCUGGACCCCAAGCAAGCUCAUACUAUACUCCAGGCUGGUCUGGACAAGAUGAUUGCAGCAGAAGCGGAGGUCACCAGGUACGACACGAUUGUUGGUGACGGCGACUGCGGCAUUGGUCUCAAACGUGGAGCUGAAACCGUUCUUAAAAUCCUCUCUUCUGGUUCCCUUCCCACGGAUGCAGUGGCUUUCGUAGACAAGAUCAUACCUGCAGUCGAGGACAGUAUGGACGGAACAUCUGGCGCAAUCUAUUCUAUCUUCCUCAACGCUCUUUCUUCCGGCUUACGAGAACAAGACACCGGAUCAUUCAAGGCUGUUGAUGCCAAGGUCUGGGCGGCUGCAUUGAAAUCGAGUCUACAAGCUUUGGGCAAAUACACCCCAGCAGCUCCCGGGGACCGAACCCUGAUGGAUGCCUUGGUUCCAUUCGUCGACACGCUGACCAAUACUGGUGAUGUCAAGAAAGCAGCCGAGGCUGCCAGAGAGGGAACCGAAAAGACGAAGAGCAUGAAGGCCAGCUUGGGUCGAGCCGUCUAUGUGGGCUCGGAGAAUGAAUGGAUCGGCAAGAUUCCUGAUCCGGGUGCCUGGGGAUUGCAGGAAUUCUUGGUCGGGUUGGCUGGGGCCUGCUAG